AUGCCAAGGUUCACAAAUAUGGUGAAACAUUUUUAUUUACAAAUUAAAAGUCUCCUAUUAAGCAUUUUUCAUUGUUUGUUCAUAAUAUUUUAUAGGCAGUAUAGAAGAAUUCAGCAAUAUCAAACGAUUCGGUACGAUCAUCAUAUAGAACUUUCAGCAAUGUCUGUUCAACGUCUAAGUCUAGUGCCAAGAAAAAUACUAGUAUUAGAUUUAGAUGAAACUUUAAUUCACUCUUAUUUAGAUGGUAGUACAAGAGUAACAUCUAAGCCAACAUCUCCACCUGAUUUUAUAUUAAAAGUUACAAUUGAUCGACAUCCUGUACGAUUUUCUGUCCAUCUCAGACCUCAUGUGGAUUAUUUUCUAAGUGUAAUUAGUCAAUGGUAUGAUUUGGUAAUUUUUACUGCCAGUAUGGAAAUUUAUGGUUCUGCUGUAGCUGAUCGACUAGAUAAAGGACGGGGAAUGUUUAAACGACGAUAUUAUAGACAGCAUUGUACUCAAGAACAAUACGGAUUUACAAAAGAUCUUUCUGCAAUUCAUGAUGAUUUGGCGUCAAUAUUUAUUUUAGAUAAUUCACCAAAUGCUUAUAGGCAUUUUAAAAACAAUGCAAUUCCAAUAACAUCAUGGUUCAGUGAUCCAAAGGAUACGUGCCUGCUUGAUUUGCUGCCGUUUUUAGAUGCUUUACGAUUUACAUCCGAUGUAAGAUCAAUACUGAGUAUCUCAUUAUACUAUAGAACAACAAAUAUAUGGAUGUUAAAAAAUUUAGGAGAUGGUUUUUUACAUAGAUCAGAAGGAUUAAGACCAAUUAUUUUAGGUGCAUUUUAUAGAAUGAAAAAUGAACAAAAUGUUAAUGGAAAUUAUGCUAUUAUACAAUAUUUAGCACAUAAUUUUGAUAAACAAAAAUUAUAUUGUAUAUCAAGACAUCCUGAUCCUGAAAAUAAUGAACCUAUAAUAAAGGAGGCAUUAAUUCAAAGAAUUCAUGAAGGUAAAAGAAAGAUGAAUGAUAUAUGUAGUUGGAGUGGUCAUUUAGCUGAAUGUGAAAUUGCCUCAACUAAAUUAAAUUAUAUAACAUUAUCUACAAGUGAUGAUAUUAAUGAAAUUAAAAAUGGAAUGAGAAUUGAAUUAGAACAACCAAUUAUUCGUACACCCAAAGAACCUUUAGUUGUAUGUAUUGCACCUAUGUAUAUUUAUACUGAAUGGCAAAUUAUGUUAACAGGAAUUGAAUCAUGGUUAGCAUUAGGUGCUACAAAAAUAAUAAUACCAAUACAAUCAGUAUCAAAUACAGUAAUGAAUAUAUUAAAAAAAUAUGAAAGAGAACAAAAAGUUAUAUUAAGAUAUUGGCCAAAAUGGCCAGUUAUGAAUGAUGUUAAUCCAAAUGGUUUAGUAUUAUCACGUGGAAUCGAAGAAUCACAUGUAAAUUGUCUUCAUUUUGCCAAACCAUUUGCUGAAUUAAUAGCAUUCUCUGAUAUUGAUGAUAUCUUAAUGCCGGUAAAUCCAAUGGAUGCAAAAAUUGGAUAUAAUUUAGAAUUAAUACAUUCUUUAUUUAAAGAACACCCACAAGCAGGUACAUUUCUUUUUGAACAUCGUGAUACUCAAUUACAAUUACCUAAUGAUAAUUUCAAGGACAAAACAUUAAGCAAAUUUAAUUUUGAUUUUCUUAAAAAUUCAAAAGUAAAACAAAGUUGUAGAGUAUGGAGAAUGAAAACUAGAGUGAUUGUUAAUGCAUCAAGAGUAGAUACUGUUAAUAUGCAUGAAAGUGGAAUAAAUAGAUUUGGAUAUGUUCAAGUUAGAUUACCAUGUAGACAAGCUCAUUUUUAUCAUUUAAGACAUUCUUAUAGAAAUUUACCAUCCCAGACAAGUGAUUCUAUAAAUAUGACAAUAAUUUCAACAUUAUUAAAUAGUCAAUUUAAACAUAGACUUUCAACAACAUUAUCAUCAAUUUCAAAACUUCCUAUCUCAGAAUCACGUUUAGAUACAUUUAGAGCUUUUGAUGAAUGUGUUAAAGCUGUAAAUAACGAGCAUUUCACAUUAAAAGUAUCACGUUGCAUGACACCAUCAGCAUGUUUUGCUAGUUUCUCAUCAAACAGUAUGAAUUGUACGGCUGCCAUAACAGAUUAUUCAUUUGCCCGUACCAAAAAUGAUUUUAUAUCAGCUCCAGGAACUUUCAAAUUUAUACCAUCUAAUGAUUGUGAUGCUCCUAUUCCAAAAUAUACAAGUGGAAAUUCAUACUAUUUACCAUAG
This is a messenger RNA of Strongyloides ratti, 2238 nucleotides long. Its product is annotated as NLI interacting factor domain and Domain of unknown function DUF23 domain and Dullard phosphatase domain, eukaryotic and HAD-like domain-containing protein. Gene Ontology annotation, molecular function: phosphatase activity. NCBI's taxonomy places the organism in Eukaryota, Metazoa, Nematoda, Chromadorea, Rhabditida, Strongyloididae. The record is from RefSeq and is a predicted model, not a curated record. Bases 1 to 2238 code for a protein of 745 amino acids. The transcript is spliced from 6 exons.